UCGAAUGCGAUGCAGCGCAUACCCGUUUAUUUACAUUUAAAUUUACCGUGUGCAUUCUAGAACCUCUGCACCUUUUCAUUCGUAGGAAUGGAUAGUUUUACCAAGGAUGCAAUGGAGCUUAUGGAUUUACCUGUGGAAAUCCUGGAGAUUAUUUUCGACUACUUGACCGUGCCCGACCUCAAAAAUGCCUCUAUGGUGUGCCUUCAGUGGUCAAACAUGGCCUUUUCGGGUCGUAGAAUGCACCGCGUUCGUCUCAAUGUUGAUUUCCGUAACGACGAUAGUCAAGAUUACUUAACACUUUUGCGUAGAAGCAAGCGGCAGUAUCGUCACGUUGUAUUAGAGAUAGACUCCAAAAAAAUGACUGUGAUAUCCUGUUUUAUUGAACUGUUAGAAAACUUUAAAAGAUCCGUAGAGAGUUUGAAGCUUGUUUCAUACUACGUAGAAUACUCGCAAAUUCGGGACAUCCUACUCGAGGUACCCAACUUAAAGAAACUUUCACUUCAGGCUAUGGUGCUAUUAGAUCAUGCACAAACUGCUAAUUUAAUGCCGCCAUCGAUUAAACCUUUGCACCAACUAACUGACCUGGUGCUACAAAGUGAUUCGUCGCUGCAAUUGCAACCGUUUGAUAUCUGCACCUUCGCUCCAAAUCUUAGAAAGCUCGACAUGGAUUGCGAUUUAACUCGGGCUGUAGAAGUGUUCAGUCAUUUUAGCGAUCGACUGAAAUCGGUAGCAGUAUUUUUUAAGACCAAUGCCUUUUUUCUUCGGUUUUGUGAGAUAAAUUUUCCGGAGCUAUUAGAAAUCGAUUUCUACAGCGAUGAUGAGCAAUUUGAUGAUGAUGCAGCGGUAAGAACGAUUUCCACUUUUUUCGCACGACUGAAACGUCUUCAGAUGGCUACGCUGAGGUGUAACAUAACCCAACCGAUCAUGAAUGCUUUGAUAGAAAAUUGCCGCGACAUCACUUGCCUCCAUAUCAAAACGGGCAAUCUAGAAAAUCGUGCAUUUAGUGGAUUAGCAAACCUAACAAAAUUGAAAGUCCUCACAUUGGAUGGCUGGCUGAGGAGUAUUGUGUUUGAGGAUUGUAAACCGCUUUCGGCGCUGCAAGAGCUUCGUCUUCACUCGAUAGCGAUGGAUCAUACGUUGGAGUGUUUCAAAAAAUUGUCAACCAUGAUGCCAAACCUGCGUAAGCUGGAUGUAAUAGAGCAGGAUAUGGAUGAUGAUUGUCUCCAUUUUAUCUGCAAAAACAUGGUAUCCCUUCAGCAGAUGCUAUUGGAAAUAUGUCCCAACAUUACUGAGGAUGGGUUUGAAUAUUUAAAUCGACUACCCCACCUUUUUGAGUUAAGUUUGGGAUACUUGGACCUUCUUCAAGGGUUCUUGGUACUGAUUCCACCAAACGAAGUUAAGCUACUCUCGCUUAACCGCUGCGACAAGUUGACCGACGAUGAUCUUAUGCUGAUUCCCCACGUGUUUCCGUUGCUUACAAGGCUAAAAAUUGCAUCGUGCCAUUUAAUAACGUUUGCGGGCAUUGAACGGCUGCGUUCUCAAAUACCUUGGUGCACGGUGAUAACAGAACAUAUAUUGGAAUAAAUCUAUUAUUGUAGUUGUUUUUAUAAGU
Messenger RNA from Anopheles coustani, 1612 nucleotides. RefSeq names its product F-box/LRR-repeat protein fbxl-1-like. The transcript has 5 exons. Gene Ontology annotation, molecular function: protein binding. The record is from RefSeq and is a predicted model, not a curated record. Gene Ontology annotation, cellular component: SCF ubiquitin ligase complex. Gene Ontology annotation, biological process: SCF-dependent proteasomal ubiquitin-dependent protein catabolic process. Lineage: Eukaryota; Metazoa; Arthropoda; Insecta; Diptera; Culicidae. Bases 88 to 1584 code for a protein of 498 amino acids.